Acomys russatus (golden spiny mouse) is the source of this 556-nucleotide messenger RNA. It is a transcript of the gene Hspb9, whose product is annotated as heat shock protein family B (small) member 9. The record is from RefSeq and is a predicted model, not a curated record. Gene Ontology annotation, cellular component: cytoplasm; nucleus. NCBI's taxonomy places the organism in Eukaryota, Metazoa, Chordata, Mammalia, Rodentia, Muridae.
GACGUGCUCUUUUGCCCCUCUGGGUGGGAAAAGCGGACAGCCCCUCCCUCCAGGCACCCUCCUGGAGGAUUCUGGAAGCCCUCAUGCCCUCUGGCAGCAGUUGCUCUCUCAGAUGCAGUGGGUAGAGAGCAGUUUCUCCACCUGGCAGCAAGAACCCAUGGCAUCCCCAUGUCCCAGCGUGACCCUUGCUGAACAAAAUCAAGUGGCCACACUACCCGUGCGGCUGCUCAAGGGAUGAUCUGGCUGCGCGGAAGCAAGUUUCCAGAUGAAGAUCGACGCCCAUGGUUUUGCCGAGGAGUUGGUGGUGCGGGUAGACGGCCAGAACCUGAUUAUGACCCGCCAGCGGCCCCAGGAGUCCAAUGACCCAGUUAGGGGUGGUUACUGCAUAGAGCCAAUGCACCAGCAAAUGCAAAUCCCAUCCAAUUUAGACCCUGCAGCCUUGACCUGCGGCUUGACACCCUCUGGCCAUCUGUGCUUCCAUGGACAAAACAAGCCGCUGCCUCCCUCUGGAGCACAAACAGGCCAUGCCCCUGCACUCAGGAGCCGGGGGCUCUAA